CACGCACGCGCACGGGCUGGCGGAGCGCGCCGAGCGGGGUGCACCGCGCGGGUGCAGCCACGAUGGAAGGGGGUGCGUACGGAGCGGGCAAAGCCGGGGGCGCCUUCGACCCCUACACCCUGGUCCGGCAGCCGCACACCAUCCUGCGCGUCGUGUCCUGGGUGUUCUCCAUCGUGGUGUUCGGCUCCAUUGUGAAUGAGGGCUACCUCAACAGCCCCUCAGAGAGCGAGGAGUUUUGCAUCUACAACCGCAACCCCAAUGCCUGCGGCUACGGCGUGACCGUGGGCGUGCUUGCCUUCCUCACCUGCCUGCUCUACCUGGCCCUGGACGUGUACUUCCCACAGAUCAGCAGUGUCAAGGACCGUAAGAAGGCCGUCCUGUCCGACAUCGGCGUCUCGGCCUUCUGGGCCUUCCUGUGGUUCGUGGGCUUCUGCUACCUGGCCAACCAGUGGCAGGUCUCCAAGGACAGCCCGCUGAACGAAGGGACAGACGCGGCCCGGGCUGCCAUCGCCUUCUCCUUCUUCUCCAUCUUCACAUGGGCGGGCCAGGCUGUGCUGGCCUUCCAGAGGUACCAGAUUGGCGCAGACUCGGCCCUCUUCUCCCAGGACUACAUGGACCCCAGCCAGGACUCCAGCAUGCCUUACGCCCCCUACGUGGAGCCCAGCACCGGGCCAGACCCCGCCGGCAUGGGUGGCACCUACCAGCAGCCGGCCAGCGCCUUUGAGCCCGAGCCCCAGGGCUACCAGUCACAGGGCUACUGAGCCACAGUGACCGCCUGCCCCCCGCCUGCCUGUGACCUGCCCCAGCUGCCCCCUGCUCCCCUUCACACCCGGCCCCCUUCUCCCUCCCAGGCUGCCCUACCCGGUCCCUCCAGGUGGUUCCACUGAGGUCCAGGGCAGCUCGGGUGGGAUGGGGCAGUGAGGUGUUGGGGGGGUAUCCACAUGUGUGUGCAGGUGUAUCCAGCAGGGCCCUGGGGUGUUUGCAUUCAUUCCUUGUGUCUUCGAGCGUUCGUUGAGCACCUACUGUAUAUCAGGCCUGUGCUUGGCAUGAGUGCUGAAAGACAAAUGGUCCCUGGAAAUGGGGAAGAGGAGAUGUGGAGGAGGCCCUACUGGUACCAGAAGUAGGAAUGGAGAGAAAACUAGACUGGGAGGAUGCUGGGAAGGUUUGGCUGCAGGGUGUGAGCACCCACAGGACACUGGGGGCUGUCACCUGCUAGGAGUGAUACAACCGCCCUGCUAGGAGUGUUGGCCUGUCUCCAUUUUAUGGCUGAGGAAACUGAGGCCUGGAGAGGUCAAGGUCACUCGCCCAGGGUCACUCAGGUAGCCAGUGAUAGAGAUGGGGCCAAGCCCAGGCCCCCUGACUGCAGAGCACCUGCUGUCCCCUGGCCUUCCCACCAUCCCCCCUCCCCAAGCUGGGGGCUCCACCGCUCAGUGCUACCGUCACUCUGGGAGGGCUUGGGGACCUCAGCCCAUGAGACACCCUGAUUCUGCUGCAAGCCAGGGGCCUGCUCUUCCCAGACUGUUCCCUCAAGUGGGACAGCCCUGCCUCCAGGCCCCUCUCCCCACAUCCCGCCAGCCCCUCCCCUGGCAGCCUCCCAGGAGGGCGGGCCUGGCUCCCAUGUGCUGCUCCGUGCUGUGCGUAUCCCGCCAGGAGCUCCAGCACGCCUUUGUGGCCUCCUGGCGACUGACCACUGUCCCUGCCUCUCGGAGGGGCUCGCUAUGUCCCUGCCCGGGGCUGAGUGGACAAGGAGGCCUGGAUGGGGAGCACGUCGCCCAAGGUUACAGUGAGUGAGUGGCAGGGCUGGGCUUGCUACCUGGUCUCCUUGGUCCCAGCUACCUAGCAGGUGCCCCAUUCCCUGCCCUUGUGACCUCCCAGGAAACAGAACUGAUCUGGGACACUGUGUCAUCUUCCCUCAUUUGGGGUCAGCCAGGGUCCCAGGGGCUGGGACAGCCAAGCCAAAGCCUUCCAGAAGGCCUGCCAACGGCCGGUCUCCCUAUGGGAAGACGGGCUCUAGACCCAGCAAGAUGAACGGUGAGAGCCCCUGGGGCGUGGAAGGCUCCGGGAGGCCACAGGCUGUAGGGGAGAGGGUGGCAGGUGUCCUCAAAGGCACAGGGAGGGUUGUGGGGGACAGGGAGGGACUCUUACACAACGUGGGCUCUCUACUGAGCCUUAAGGGUUGGGGAGGCCUUGAAGAGGGGAGAGGUGUGGGGAGACCUGGGGCCCAGCGUCCACCAGCCAGUGCCUCGGAAAGCAGGGCACUGGGAUUGCAGGUCAGCACGGUGCUGGGUGUUCCCACCACCAGCCCCCACGAGAACCCUAAGGGGCAGGUAAUAUUUGUUCACUUGCCUGUUGAUUCGGCAGUUAUGGGGCAUCUGUGCUGGGAAUAUAGAGGGUGGGGUCCCUGCCCUCAAGGAGCUGACAGUCGUCAGAGGUGAGCAUUAAACCGACAGCUGUAUCCAGGGUCCAUUACAGGGGUGAGGCGCUAUGCGAGUGCAUGACGGGCUGUGGCUCCCCAAGGAGGGGCCCUGAGGAUGGGCAGCAGUUAGCUUGGCAAUGAGGGAAGGAGAGGAAAUUUCCUAGGCAGAGAAGUAGCAUCGUUGUCCCCACUUAAGGGGAAACUGAGGCUCAGCACGUGAAUUAGCAGUGGAGCAUGGAUCAGGUCUGGUCAAGUCCUCCCAAGGGGCAGUGGUGACGGGAGAGGACCCCAGGCAGCCAAGUGACAGCUGCUUGUUGCUGACUUCAGUUUUCCACAUCUGGGGAAGGGGCUCUAUCUAUGGUUCUCUCCCCCUGGGUGGCCCAAGUGGGGACAGGAUGGGGCUCUGGUAUCUGCCAGGUUGAGCAGUGGAACCGGUACCAGAGCAGCGGUUUGCGAAAAAGGUAAGGGUGGGAGUGGGUGUGUUUCUGGCAGAGAGAAGCUCUGUGCCCACAUAGCAUUCUAUGAGAAGUCCUCUCCCUCACCCACUCCCCACCAAAAACAUCCCUUGCUGACGGGCACCAGGAGACCCCAGGGUGCUGCCCAUCUCUUCCCCUGGGCACCGACCAGCUUCUGGUGAUGCUGGGCUAGAGGGCAGGGUACCAUUUAAACUUAACCCGGUCGCUGGGUGUUUAUUACAGACUCUACCUGCCACCCCAGAAUGGGAAAAUUUACAAGGCCCUGCCAGGAUUGGGGGUUGCUGAAUCAUCUCUCAGCAUUCCCCACUAGUCCUGGGGUGCUGCCCAGACAGGGUCCCGUGGUCAGGCUGUGCUGCCGUGGGGUUGAGAAACAGUAGCAGAGAUUUGCAGGGCGGGAAUUGAUUGAGACCCAGGGCUCCUGACUCCCCUGCUGAGUGGUUGGUGGGGAAGCCCUGCUCCUUCUGUUGGCUGAGGACAGCCCCCUGGGAGCCCCAAGCUUAGAGCCUGUGCUCACAGGCCAGCGGUAUCCCCUUUUCCCUCCCUGCUGCCCCCCUCUGCCUCCCCCUUGCUUCCAAGCCCUUCCUUGGAGAAGGGCACCCCUGCAGCCCGACCUUGCUGAGUUUGGGCUCCCUCCUCCCGUCAAGCGCAAGAGAGGGCCAAGGAAAACUGGGUUCCACACAAGUUUAGAGCUGCACGGACACUUAGGGGUGGUAGAGUCUGGGCCAGGAAGACAGUGACUUGUCCAAAGUCAAGCACAGAGCCAGAGGUUCGGGAUCCAGGUCUCCUGUCUCCGAGUUGACACUCAUCCUGCUCCAUCACAGGCAUCUGGUCCACCUGGGUGUGUAACAAUUGAGGGACUAACUCCCAGGGUGCUGGUAUCUGCUCCCCACUCCACCCUUCCCUGGUGGUUCUUGAUCUUCGAAGACUGUUGGGGGUCCCAGGCUUCCCCCCACGUUACCCCCCGGGAGCCCCCAACCUUGGCCCAAGACCCCUUUGAUUCUCUAAGGAGCAGAAAGGGGGAGCUGCCUCCCAAGAGUUUGUGGGAGGAUGGACUUGUCCAUCCGUCUCCCAGCGCUGCCCCUUGAUGUGACGCUCGCCAUCCCCUGGUGCCCACAGCCCUUGUCUGGGUGCCCUGGCCCUUCCCGCAGCGUUACUGCCUGUGUAUAGUAUAAAUAUAUAUAUUUUCUAUAUAUAAGAUGUAUAAUAUAAGGCUCCACAAAUAUAUCUCUGUGCGUGUGUGUGUGCAGUGAAUGGCAGUCCCCAUCCUGGGCCCCCACUCUGGACUCCCCCACCACCUGGCUAAGUCUCUCAAGAGUGAAUCCAGUGUGGCCCCAUGGCACCCUCCUCUAUGACAUCUGUCCAUUUGUGGUGAACCAAGUGAAGGUGGUGACUUCUGGUGACAUAGUAAUAAAAUGAAGACUCCAAACCCACCAGUG
Molecule: messenger RNA, 4328 nt
Organism: Delphinapterus leucas (beluga whale)
Lineage: Eukaryota; Metazoa; Chordata; Mammalia; Artiodactyla; Monodontidae
Gene: SYNGR1
Product: synaptogyrin 1
Cellular component (GO): neuromuscular junction; synaptic vesicle membrane
Source: RefSeq, a predicted model, not a curated record